GCGCCGUGUGUCUUUCCCGGCCGGCGGCCCGUUCCCAUCACGCCGCGCCAUGGCGGAGGUGAAGGUGAAGCCGGAGGCCCCUGACCCCACCGACAUCGAGAGCAGGAUUAUUGAGCUGUGUCAUCAGUUCCCUCAUGGUAUCACAGACCAGGUGAUUCAGAAUGAUAUGCCUCACAUGGAAGCGCAGCAGCGAGCUAUGGCAAUCAACAGGCUGCUCUCAAUGGGACAACUGGACCUUCUCAGGAGCAAUGCAGGUCUCCUAUAUAGAAUCAAAGAAUCUCAAAAUGCAAGUAAAAUGAAAGGCUCUGACAAUCAAGAGAAGCUGGUUUACCAAAUUAUAGAAGAUGCAGGCAACAAAGGUAUUUGGAGCAGGGACAUUAGAUACAAAAGUAAUUUGCCUUUAACGGAGAUCAACAAGAUCCUGAAAAACUUGGAAAGCAAGAAACUAAUUAAAGCAGUUAAAUCUGUGGCAGCAUCCAAGAAGAAGGUGUAUAUGCUGUAUAACCUGCAGCCUGACCGGUCGGUGACUGGUGGGGCUUGGUACAGUGACCAAGACUUUGAGUCUGAAUUUGUGGAGGUGUUAAAUCAACAGUGUUUUAAGUUUCUACAGAGUAAGGCAGAAGCAGCUCGAGAGAGCAAACAGAACCCCAUGAUACAAAGGAACAGCUCGUUUGCCUCAUCCCAUGAGGUGUGGAAAUACAUCUGUGAACUGGGCAUCAGUAAGGUAGAGUUGUCAAUGGAAGACAUUGAAACCAUUUUAAAUACACUAAUAUAUGAUGGAAAAGUGGAGAUGACUAUUAUUGCUGCAAAGGAAGGGACAGUAGGCAGUGUGGAUGGACAGAUGAAGUUGUACAGAGCUGUUAGUCCUCUCAUACAACCCACUGGAUUAGUCAGGACGCCCUGUGGACUCUGCCCCGUUUUUGAUGAUUGCCAUGAAGGUGGUGAGAUUUCUCCAUCAAACUGUAUUUAUAUGACAGAGUGGCUGGAGUUUUAAAGUGAAGAAAAACUGUAAGCUGGAUUCAUACUUCUCAGCCAAAGUGACAAAGCAGCUUGCUUUUUUUCAAAAGUGGACUUCUAAAUCUGUGAGCAACUUCAGGACAUGGAGUGACUUUGUUUUUAAUGAAACAUAAAGCAGCAACAUGUCAGUUGCGUGAGCAGUCUUGUGAGCGGACUGGAAAUUGAGUCAGUGCUGAAGAUCAAGGCUGAAGUGGAAAUGUAGAUCCAUUCUUGUACCAAAAACUGGUGGUGACUUGAAGACUGCCGUAGAACAGCUGGGUGGUGAAAUGUCACUUCCAAGGAUUGUGUCGAGUACUCCACAGAUGUUUAUUCUGAAUGAGAGAAAAUAAGUCAUUAGCUGAUCCAAACAGUUGCUACUGAGUGUUGCCAAGAAUGAGAUCCCAAACUUUGCUUUCAGACUAAUGCUACUGGUGGGUGCUUAAAGCUGACACUUUUCUUCCAUGAUAGCUACCAUCUAACUGAAGUCUAAGAAUCCGAUGUGGAAAAGAUCCUAGAUAGAUCAAACAGAACUCACUGAUUCUUUAUCUUUCUUACUUGCUAAUUUAUCAUUAAAACCCUGGGGUUUUUUUCUCA
This is a messenger RNA of Phalacrocorax carbo (great cormorant), 1590 nucleotides long. Lineage: Eukaryota; Metazoa; Chordata; Aves; Suliformes; Phalacrocoracidae. The record is from RefSeq and is a predicted model, not a curated record.